GCGACUUCCCUGUUCAACGGCACGACAGACAGGCGCUCAGUAUUUGAGGAAGAAAUCGCACGUUAUCAGUCAAAAGAGGAGCAUUAUUAGCUGGGGAUCCAGCCCAAGGUCUUGAGGAGAUACAGUGCGAGCUGCCUGUUCUGUACUCUCCUGGGGGAUUUCCCAGGAUGCAUCACUUCUGGAGCCUGUCCCUGUGUGCCCUGGAGGUCCUGUGUCACCUCUCCUCAGCUGUCAGCCUCAAUGACACCUGGGAGGAGUGGAAGGCCCAGCACGGCAGACUGUACCGCAACACGAGAGAGGAGACUCACAGGAGGCAGAUAUGGGAGAAGAUGGUCCUGAUGCUGCAGAGACACAACCAGGAGGCCUUGCAGGGUCAACACUCUUUCAUGCUGGGGGUCAAUCACCUCACUGAUAUGACCACGGAGGAAAUCAACACCUUACACAGCUGCCUGCUUCCGGAGGACCCCUCCCUCCAUCAGAACGUCACCUCCAGCCCCCAGAUAGAGGGACCUCUCCCUGCCACUGUCAACUGGGCCGAGAGGGGCUUGGUCAGUGAUGUGCAGAAUCAGGGCACGUGUGGUUCCUGCUGGGCCUUCAGCUCUGCGGGGGCUCUGGAGGCCCAGAUGAGGCUGAGGAGGGGCCAGCCGCUGACGGCCCUCAGCCCCCAGAACUUGGUAGACUGCACCACCCCCUUCGGUAACCACGGCUGCAGGGGCGGCUACCUCAGCAAGUCCUUCGUCUAUGUCAUCCACAACAAGGGCAUCGACUCGGCCAGCUUCUACCCCUAUGAGCAGAGGGAAGGCGAGUGUCGCUACUCUGUGAGAGGGAGGGCGGGAUAUUGUAAGGAUUUCCACAUUCUUCCAGCGAGGAAUGAGAAGAUCCUACAGCAAACAGUAGCCCACGUGGGCCCAGUGUCUGUGGGAGUCAACGCCAUGCUACCCUCCUUCCACCAUUACAGAAGCGGUGUAUACAGUGAUCCUCAGUGCAACGAGAAGUUGACCAAUCAUGCUGUUCUGAUCGUGGGGUAUGGCACAGAGAAUGGACAAGACUACUGGCUGGUUAAGAACAGCUGGGGACCAGCAUGGGGAGACAAGGGAUAUAUACGCAUGGCCCGCAACAAAAACCAAUGUGGCAUCUCCAACUUCGCCAUUUUUCCAACAGUCUGAAACUCUGUUCAAGAUCAGUCUGAAAAUCUUUCAAGAUUUCCAUAUAGUAGCCUGUAAACAUGCAUAGUCUAUCAGUGUGUGUGUGUGUGUGUGUGUGUGUGUGUGCGUGCGUGCGUGCGUGUGUGUGUGUGUUUUUUAAGUUAAGCUACUGUUUUCAUAGGCUAAUGUAUUAAAAAAAGAAUAAAUUAUUAAAAUUGUUCUUAUGUUGCUCAGUAGACCACCUAAAUUGUUCUUGUUUAUUUUGUUGGUUGUUUUUUUUUUGUCUGCAUGGUAGGCCUAGGGCAGAGACCUGAAAAUGGCAUGAAUUUCACAGGCCUGUGCAAUAACCUUUGCCAAAACAAUGUAACAAUGAUACAUGUUUGACUUUUUUUGUAAGUCUAUCAGAAUAAAAGCAAGGCACAAUAAAAAACUUAUUUUGUUAGUUAAAGUGGCCCACUGCAAUAAAUGAGACUACUUACAAGAAAUGUGAUA
Engraulis encrasicolus (European anchovy) is the source of this 1637-nucleotide messenger RNA. It is a transcript of the gene ctss1, whose product is annotated as cathepsin S, ortholog 1. Gene Ontology annotation, biological process: positive regulation of peptidase activity; positive regulation of apoptotic signaling pathway; immune response. The record is from RefSeq and is a predicted model, not a curated record. Gene Ontology annotation, cellular component: lysosome. The transcript is spliced from 8 exons. Lineage: Eukaryota; Metazoa; Chordata; Actinopteri; Clupeiformes; Engraulidae. Gene Ontology annotation, molecular function: cysteine-type endopeptidase activator activity involved in apoptotic process; cysteine-type endopeptidase activity. Bases 168 to 1166 code for a protein of 332 amino acids.